GCUGAGAGAGGCCUAUAACAGGCAGUGGUUAGUUGCUAGGGCUCCAUUCCUAGCUCCCCAACCUCCCCUGCCUUCCAAGAGCCUGUGCUGUCGACCGACCGACCGACCGACCGACCACCUUUUCCUACCCAACUCUAGGUCCUUACUUGUAGUGCUCCCCUUUGUUGUGCUGCAUUGCACCUUGGCUCGCACCACAGCUACAGCUCAACUCAGAGCGGACAAAAAUGCAUCUGAUCAGGUAUUCAUGCACAAACACGGAGCCUCAGAAGUCAAGACGUGGCAUGGCAUCAAUAGCGCCAUUCAGAUGCCCAUGAUGGCUCUUGGCGAGACCAACUUCCUGCAAAUACAAUAAACUACUAACGUUAGAGUGCGUACUCUAUACAGAGUGGGAUACCUGGCGGGAUGGUACCGUCCAGUGUCUAUUGGAGGAGCCAUUGAGUUUAAUGGCUUAGCCUCCAGCUUACGACGAUUACUUACAGUGAAAACCAUAAAAGCCAACAUCAUCAGCUACACAGGGUGGUAACUGAAUUAUUAGCCUCGAAUGAGAAUUCAAGGUACCGAACUUUGGGGCAAGCGGUUGCAACUCUGCAGCUAUUAUUCUCCCCCAUUGGGCCACAAAGCUCCUGUAUCCUCGCAAAUGGUAAGCAACAGAUGCAGAUGCAGAUGUACUGUAUGUAGAGAGCCCGUAUGCAUGUCGUGGCCGUCACUGCAGCAGUAGCCGGGAAGGAAGAGGAAACGACGCGUCAUGACCUGGUGAUCCGGUGUGUCUCGAUACUCUCCGAGUAUGGCCUAGGGAGGGCCUCUCUACCCAAGGUAGGCUCUCUCGUCUUCAAAGGUGCUGCUUGAGAUCUGAUACAAACAGUUUCGGCAGUCAUAGAGGCUCCAUGUUGUAAUGUUGAAGUUGUACGCGUAUGCAAUCGCCUCCAACUGGCCCUAGUCUGUGUAUCAAUUGUUCAUCUAUACCAAUAUCGGUGUGGUGUUGAGCACCAAAUCGUUCCUUUGGUUGGUCUUCAUAAUGGAGCCGGCGAAUACGGAAGCUGCGACGAAGCCGAUUCCUACCAACUUAAACACGAACAUCCCAUCCCGACCGAUGGGAAGGUGCCCUACUAUCAGACCUUAGAAGCAUAUCACCUCACUUAAAGACCUCUUGGCCUCUACGUAGUUUCCCCUCAUUCUUCCUAAAAAGCUUCCUCACUCUUCACCAAGCAAAGUCCUCGCAUCCUCACUCUCGCUUCUCUGCCUGCUCUUGGUUGUCUUUCGUUUACUGGCUUUGCGCUGAAGCUAUUAUCGAUUCGAACCCAUAUACAGGGGCAGAUUGCCAUUCAAUAACCUAUCAAGAACCUACCUACCUACCUAGACAUCUCACCUGCGCAUUCAUGAGUAAUCGAUCAACGAGCAGGAUCCCACUGUAAAUCAACGCUUCCUCCUACGACUUCGACUGCACAUCGGCUAUCCCCAGAUUUCCAACAAACUGCAUCUGGCUUCGCGGUAUUAGCUCGAUAUCCAGUCGAAUCCCCAGGCCGGCUUAAACAACAAUCUUCACUGCCCCCGGCCUCUGGGAAAUUUCCAACUCCGUUCCGUCACCUUUUUAGUGACUCGACAACACGCGAGGCCCACUAUCGACUGGACCCCUGUCCAUCAAAAGCGAGCACUAUUAAGAGUCUCAGCAGCAAGCCACUCCGGGCGAUUCUUCCGAUCAGUUUCAACGUGGCACGGCUCAUUCCCCCCUGAACUUCACGCCAGCCGACACUAGAAAUUUUCUAAUUAAUAGUGACGUCAAGAACGCAGAAGGAAAAAGGAAACCAAACAAGUAGUCUGCCAGGCCCAACGCAAGCACUUACGAAGCACUGGACUUGUUCGAAGAUCCCUUCUCCGACGGAUACCCCAGCAAAGUGAUAAAAAAAGAUCAAUCAAAGACGAAAGGGGAUAAGCUCCAUACUCAGGCACUGCCAAAGAAACAACAAGCAGACCAAAAAAGCGGCAGUCACUUUACGAGGAUCAGCCCCCAGCAGGCAUUAGCAUCAAAACGCACCCGGCGCCGCUCUAGCUUGCAUUCGAACACGGCCUGAUAAAGAAAAUAGCGAUUCGCUUUCCCACAUCCCGGUCAAAUUUUAUUGGACUGUUUCACGGCCAGUGACAAGGGCAAGAACUCAGUGCCUUUCUACGGAUAUUCAUCGCAUCGUUCUCUUGCGCUGCUGUCCGGUUGUUCAAAAUUAAAGUACCAGUCCAGGCCAAGACCACAGCACCAACGAAUGAUCACAUCGUCCCGCGUACGGAGUCAGAGACACCCGCAGUCACCAGCGACACAUCACACCUCUCACCUCACUUUGGCGUGCAGAGCACGGUAUCAUCGCCUUGUCUCCUUAGCCACUCGUUCUUCAUAAAUCCUGUCGUACCUGGCUCUUCUCUUGCAGUGCAGGCGCCCGCCCACGAGCCAUCCCCACCCCUUCACUAAGUACCUAUCUACUGGGAUCUUUUCUGAUACGAUACGUACCCCCAAACUCCGACGCAACCGGGCCACACUAUUGCUCGAAAGCCCAGCCUCUCAUCACAGCCUUUUACGCCAGCAACUCUUAAUAAAUCUCCACUCCCAAUAUAUUCGUCCCUGGAUCCACGAUAAUUCCUGCUCUUCCUUGCUAGUAGCCGUUUGGUCUGGUUUCGGUCUUUUCUCCCCGACCCCGUUGCUCCUUGCAAUCUCCAGUUUCUUAUCCACAAUCCCCAUCGCAUCGGUCGAUUGCCUGCAACUCUCCACCCGCCUUAUCACGCUGAGCCUCUAAUCGCCAAGCCAGGGCCUUUCUGAGAUCCAUUGCGGCCAAGCACCAUAUCAAAUAAAACAGUCGUCCCCCCAAGCGCCGUGACUAUGGCUACCUCCACUGAACAAUAUCGCCAAUAUCCGCCGCCGCCGUCGAAUUAUCCGGUGCAGGAUCAUCAACAGCAGCAAUAUCAACAGACUGCCCCUGUCUCGCCGCGCAAAGGUUCGCAGAAUCCGCCAGCGCACAACCGAACCUUCAGCUUUCAUUCUCAAAAGUCGCAUAAGAGUUCUGGUAGCAAGGACUUGCAAGAAACCCACGCCGAGAAGGAAGCGAAGCGUUUACAUAGCAAAGCGGAUCCUACGUUAGCCAUAAGCGAAGCAGAGCCAUCUGCCAUCGCUGCGAUGAUGACCGAGUCGAGUUUUGCCCCUCUGCGGUCCAUGCAACACAAGGAUGCCUUCGGCAACUCUAUCGCGGAUCCCGACAAAUCGAACCCGACUCGAAACAGAUGGGAGCGCCCAUUAGACACUAUUCGUAGUUUCGAGGCCGCAAUCGAUGGUGGUUACUCACGCAAGUCUCUCUAUCGAGCGGAAACGGACUCACAAGCCAACUGGAACAGGCGGAAUAGUUCUUAUAACAGUCAACCUCGCUUCCCUCGCGACAACUACUACAACAAUCGCCCCGUUUCCUUUAGACCGGAAAACCAGUUUGAGAAUGGCUCUACCCGAAGCAACUAUUUCGAUGGGCAAGCUUAUAGCAAUGGCAUUGGCACUGGUCCAUCUCGGCAACGGAUGUCUAGAAUGCAAUCAGAGCCACAGUACCAGAGCGGCCACGAUCAGAAUAUCUAUCCUCUCCCCCACAAGGACCGAUCAUACGAGACGGUGACUUCUGCUGCGGGUAGUGGCAAUUCGGAUCACGCAGGGUAUCAGACAGACCCUACGAGCAGCGACAACAGCUCAAUCGAUCGGACGAUGCCGGCUAAGCGCCGCGAGCCAUUCAAUGAGUAUGCGUCCGGCUCAUAUCAGCCUCAGCAGCCAUACCAGUCACGCCCUUGGCCAGCAUCUGGUUCUGGGGUGAACAAUGAGGGACAACCUCAAGCACCACCACCUUCACAUUCACAACCUCCUAUGACACAGGGUCAGGCCUCGGUUCCACCGCAGAAACAGAAGAAUACCCUUUUAAGGAGGACAUCAACUCAACAGUCAACACACCAACCUCAACAAGCAGCUGGCGGAGACAAGCGCAAGAGUUGGUUUUCUCGUAGGUUCAGCAAAAACUCUUGAAGAACCGACGGCUCAGGAAUGACUAUCAACGUUUGAAACGCACACGAAACAAGCUUUAUUAUGCAACUACUUUCAUUUGUCGAUACCCGUUUUCUUUGAUAUUCAACGUCGAAUGGCACGAUCGAACAGUACUUGAAGCGCCUGUACUAUUCAACGGAUUUUGCGAUGGACCCCUGGAGUAUGCUGUCAUACCUCGUGAUUCGUCCCUCUUGUAGGGCAGAGCAGCAGAUACUGUUUAACUUGGGUCAGAUUGGUUUACAGUUGUGACGAUACGGUUUGUUUUUCCCUGUGGAAUAAGGCGAAGCACGAGUUUUGUUACGGGAUGGUACAUUAGCAAACGCAACUGUACGAGGCGUUGGCAGGUUAGGCCUUGUGUAGCCAACCCUUUUGAGGGUAUCCUUGAGGAGCAGGGCAGAGGAUGGAUCUACCACCACGAUCAUCAUUAAUUAUACUCACAAUCAAGACGUACAUAGCAUAUACACGUGGCUGUAGAGGUCAUCCAGACAUGAUGGUCGGCCCAAGGUAGCGAGGCAUGGUUAUGAAGAUGACGUGAGAAAAUAAUUGAGACGGUUACCCCUGAGACUCUCGUCUGGCCGGAUAGAAAUUUAUGAAAGAGUGAAUCAACUUUUAUUGAUGACGGUGCGUCUACUUGUCCUUCUUGCUCUCUGGCUUUUGUUUGUCCGACUGGUCCUCUUUCAUAGCUACGAUAAUGUAUCCCACCAGGACGACAUUGGCCAAGACAGCAGCUAAACCACCAGCAAGAGAAGAGUUUCCUGUUUGUGAUUAGUCUCGAUGAUGACACGUCCGGGUGAAAAGAUAUACCACGAAAGACGGUAUUAACAGUGAGGAAAUAGGAACCAAUGGGGACCACGAUCAUGGCGAAAGUGAAUGCUAGAAGCUUGUAGAUGACUUGGCUGUCAAAAUUAUCAGUGAAGAUCGAUGUGCUCGACGUAGUGUAGUGCAGUGAACAAGAUGAGAUAGGUGGCAAUAAUGGCGGU
Messenger RNA from Fusarium verticillioides 7600, 5031 nucleotides. RefSeq lists its product as hypothetical. Bases 2861 to 4033 code for a protein of 390 amino acids. Lineage: Eukaryota; Fungi; Ascomycota; Sordariomycetes; Hypocreales; Nectriaceae. The transcript is spliced from 4 exons. The record is from RefSeq and is a predicted model, not a curated record.